UUAAAAAUUCCUCCCGCUCUAUAUCUUCGAGGAAAAGAAAUGGAUAAAGAAAAAAAAAAUAUCAGCGCGCACGCUUAAGUUUAUAAUAAAAAGGUUUGCUUAAUUCAGUAUAACGUGAAUCUCCUACCGAACCAAUAUGAAAAAUAAAUCAAUGAUAUUAGAAGGGGUCUCGGUAUCGGCUGAAAAAUCCAAGUUGAAUAUAAAGUACUGUACAGAAUUGAGUCGUUGGGUAUUAACACCACUGGGGAUUUGGACAAAUGAAAAUAACAAAAAUAUUAUUAAUAAAAUAUCAUCAACUGUAUUGAUAUUUAUGUGUUAUUUUUUAAUUUUAUUUUUAAUUGUACCAUGUAGUCUUCAUACUUUUAUUAAUGAGAGGGACCCACGUAUUAAAAUGAAAAUGAUUGGUCCAUUGAGUUUUUGUUUAAUGGCAAUAAGUAAAUUUAGUUUUUUAGUGACAAGAAAAAAAGACAUUUAUAAUUGUUUUAAACAUAUUUAUCAUGACUGGAGACAAGUUCAAUUAAUUGAUGAUGAAAAUAUCAUGUUAGAAAAUGCUGGGAAAGGUCGUUUUAUAACAAUUAUUUGUGCUGCAUUUAUGUAUGGAGGUGGUUUUUUUUAUCAUACAAUAAUGCCAUUUGCAGUGGGUAGUUUUGUUACGUCUGACAAUAAAACAAUUAAACCACUUACAUAUCCAGUUUAUGAUCCACUAUUUUCUGCUCAAGAAACACCAAAUUAUCAAAUUGUUUUCACGUUACAAUGGUUUGCUGGAUUUGUCAUGUACAGCAUCACAAUUGGUGCAUGUAGUCUUGCAGCAGUCUUUGCAUUCCAUGCAUGUGGACAAUUGAAAAUUGUCAUUUCACGAUUAGAUAAUUUUGUUGAUCUCAAUCAUAAUAUUGAUGAUGUGCUAAAAAAAAAAAUGGCUGAUAUAAUUGAACGUCAUCUUCGUACCUUACGAUUUAUUGUUCGUGUUGAAGAAAUAUUGAAUGAAUUAAAUUUAAUUGAAUUUCUUGGAUGUACAUUUAAUAUUUGUAUGCUUGUUUAUUAUUUCAUGAGUGAAUUUGAGAAAGCUGAAGUAAUAUCAACAAUUACCUACUGUGUUCUACUGAUCUCAUUUACUUUUAAUAUAUUUAUUUUUUGCUAUAUCGGAGAAAUGUUGACACAACAGGGAUUAAAAGUUGGAUGGGCAGCAUACAAUAACAUUAACUGGUAUGAAUUAUCACGUAAAAAUUCUCGCGGGAUAAUUUUGAUAAUGGCAAUUUCAAAUAAUCCAUGCAGUUUGACUGCUGGUAAAAUGACAAGUUUGUCUUAUGCUUCAUUUUGCUCUGUUAUUAGAUCGUCGAUGGCAUAUUUAAAUAUACUACGAACUGUUGUAUUAUAA
Messenger RNA from Aphidius gifuensis, 1375 nucleotides. Its product is annotated as odorant receptor Or2-like. The coding region runs from base 137 to 1375 and encodes 412 amino acids. NCBI's taxonomy places the organism in Eukaryota, Metazoa, Arthropoda, Insecta, Hymenoptera, Braconidae. Gene Ontology annotation, molecular function: olfactory receptor activity; odorant binding. Gene Ontology annotation, biological process: detection of chemical stimulus involved in sensory perception of smell; sensory perception of smell. The transcript has 6 exons. Gene Ontology annotation, cellular component: plasma membrane. The record is from RefSeq and is a predicted model, not a curated record.